Molecule: messenger RNA, 3450 nt
Organism: Acanthamoeba castellanii str. Neff
Lineage: Eukaryota; Discosea; Longamoebia; Acanthamoebidae
Product: villin headpiece domain containing protein
Exons: 9
Coding region: 1-3450 (1149 amino acids)
Biological process (GO): cytoskeleton organization
Cellular component (GO): nucleoplasm
Molecular function (GO): actin binding
Source: RefSeq, a predicted model, not a curated record
AUGAAGAAGCAGCAGCAGGGCGCCACCAACGCUGCUGCCACAAACGGCAGUGCGCAGCCGCAGAACGCCGACGGUAAGAAGAAGCAGAAGAAGCAGCAGCCCCAGCAGAACGCUGACGGCAAGAAGAAGGCCGCACCCCAGCAGCCCCAGCAGAAGAAACAGCCGAACCAGCUGCCUGCCGUCCCUUCCACGAAUGCCAAGAAGACGCAGACGGCACCGAAGAAGGAGCAGACGAGCGCUCGGCGCGGCUUUGAUAUCGUGGAGCCCGGGCAGCCGGCCUACACCACACACGUCACCCCCGUCUCCUCAACCCCCGUCGUUUCGGCCAAGGCCCGACGAAGAAAGCAGAGCAAGCCAGCCAAGCCGAAGGCCAAGCGACGACAGCCCCAGCAGCAGGAAAAGACCGCGCCGGCGGUGGCUGCGGAGGCGGAGAAGCAGGGGGCGCCUGUGCAGGCCCACGCCGCCGCCGAGGCAUCGCCCAGCGGCGCUGUUGUGUCCACAACGGCCGCCGUAGUUGCGGCGUCGCCCAAGGCCGAGCCCAAGCCCAAGCCCGUCCGUGCCAAGGAGGCCCAGCCAAAGCCCCCUGCCGCCAAGGGCAAGAAGGGAGCCAAGCCCGCCGCUGCCGCUGCGCCCGCCUUGGCGACAGCCAAGGUCGCGCAGUCCCAGUCUCAGCAGCAGCGCAAGCGAUCGCCGUCGCCGCGCGGCAAGGCCGCCACGUUCACCAUCCAGGAGGACUUCAUCGCGCCCGGUUCGCCCGCCGUCGUGCCCGUCGCCGCCGCCAAGAAGCAGGCCGCCGCCCAAAAGGCUGCCAAGCCGGCCCAGCCCGCUCCCGUCAAGAAGGCCCAGCCGCAGCCGCAGCCCCAGAAGAAGAAGGAGCAGCCGCAGAAGAAGAAGGACACCGGGGUGCCGGCCGACGUGCUCAAGGUGCUGCAGGAGCUGCGCGAGCUCGACGCCGCCAAGAAGAAGCCCGCCACCGCCAAGGCCGGCGGCAAGUCCAAGUCGACGACCGCCGCGACGGCCACGACGACGGCCGAUGCCAAGAAGAAGCCGGUGACCGCGGCGGCGGCGCAGGCCGAGGCGGCGGAGAACCAGAAGCAGAAGAAGAAGCAGAUGGAGGAGGAGGUGGCGCGCGCCCGCCUCGCCGCACGCCAGGACAAGCAGCAGCAGCCCAAGCCCAAUCCCAAGCCCCAGCAACCCAAGGCCCAGCCCAAGGCGCAGGCGCAGCCCAAGGCCCAGCCCGCGGCUGCCGAGGCCGCUGCCAAGGCCGACGCUGCCGCCGCCGCUGCCGCCGCUGAGGAGAAGACGAAGAGCGAGAAGGCCGAGGCCGAGGCCGAGCAGGCGCGCAAGCAGAAGGAGACCGACGAGGCCGCUGCCGCCGAGGAGAAGGCCAAGAAGGAGAAGGAGGAGGCCGACGCUGCUGCCGCAGAGGAGAAGGCCAGGAAGGAGAAGGAGGAGGCCGAGGCCGAGGCGGCGCGCAAGCAGAAGGAGGCCGACGAGGCUGCCGCUGCGGCGGAGGAGAAGGCCAGAAAGGAGAAGGAGGAGGCCGACGCCGCGGCGGAGAAGUCCCGUCGCGAGGCCGAGGAGAAGGCCAAGGCCAAGAAGGAAAAGGAGGAGGCCGACGCCGCCGCUGCCGCCGCUGAGGAGGAGAAGGCUAAGGCCGACGCCGAGGAGAAGGCCAGGAAGGAGAAGGAGCAGGCCGACGCCGCCGCUGCCGCUGCUGCCGCCGCGGAGGAGGAGAAGGCCAAGGCCGACGCCGAGGAGAAGGCCAAGAAGGAGAAGGAGCAGGCCGACGCUGCCGCCGCCGCGGAGGAGAAGGCCAGGAAGGAGAAGGAGCAGGCCGACGCCGAGGCUGCGCGCAAGCAGAAGGAGGCUGAGGAGGCCGCCGCGGCCGCUGAGGAGAAGGCCAGGAAGGAGAAGGAGCAGGCCGACGCCGAAGCUGCGCGCAAGCAGAAGGAGGCUGAAGAGGCCGCCGCUGCCGUCGCCGCCGAGGAGCAGGCCAAGAAGGAGAAGGAAGAGGCCGACGCCGAGGCGGCGCGCAAGCAAAAGGAGGCCGACGAGGCCGCCGCCGCUGCGGAGGAGAAGGCCAGGAAGGAGAAGGAAGAGGCCGACGCCGAGGCGGCGCGCAAGCAAAAGGAGGCCGAUGAGGCCGCCGCUGCCGCCACCGCCGCCGCGGAGAAGGCCAAGGCCGAAGCCGAGGCCGAGGCCGCGCGCAAGCAGAAGGAGGCCGACGAGGCCGCUGCUGCGGAGAAGGCCAAGACCGAGGCGGAGGAGAAGGCCAAGAAGGAGCAGGAGGAGGCCGAGGCCGUCAAGGCCACUACGGCGCAGGCCCAGGAGGCUGCGCCCGCUGCCCAGGAGGCGGCCGCCACGCCCACCGAACUGACCGCGUCGACGUCGUCCGACGCGCUGCCGGCCGUCACCGAAGAAGACGAGAGCGCCGCGUCCCGCCGCGGCUCGUUCAUCUUCCCGAGCGGCAAGAAGGCCUCCGCCAGCCGUCGCAUGCCCCGUAUCAAGCCCAACGAGCCGAAACUGUUGGAGCUGGUGGACCCGUACAACAUGACUGAGUCGCAGGUCGACCCGAAGCUCAAGGCCGAGCUGGGCGGCCAGCCCUCGGUCGCGGCUGCCGUGGCUGGCGGCGUGGCCAUGCCCGGCAUCGGCGCCAUCGUGGGCGGUCUCGGCGCGCUCAAGGGGUCGCUGCGCAAGUCGCCCGUGGCCAAGGAGGUCGCCGGCGAGACCAACGGCACGCCCGCCGCCGCCGCCGCCGAGGAGCCUGCGGCGGAGGCGCAGCCGGAGAAGCCGGCGUGGAUGUCCAAGCUCAAGUCGCGACCGAGCGGCAGCCUGGCCUCGUCGGCCAGCGAGACCGCCGCCACCCCUGCCAAGCCCGAGGGCGACAAGCCGGCCUGGAUGGCCAAGCUGGCCAAGGGCCGCACCAUGGACGGCCUCGUCAAGGAGAUCCAGUCCGAGCAGGCCGCCACCGCCACCGCCACCGCCACCACCCCGGCCGGCGCUGCGUCGCUGGCGUCGGGCUCGGGCGCUAAGACCGUCUCGUCGCCUCCGGGCUCUCUGAACUCGUCGGGCUCGGGCGUCAAGACUGUGUCGCCGCCGGGCUCGCUGAACUCGUCGGGCUCGGGCGUCAGGACCGUUUCGCCAACGCCGUCGCUCGCGUCGUCGUCGUCGGGCACGUCGCUGAGCUCGUCCGGGUCGGCGACCAAGACGGCCGCCGCCGAGCCCGCCGCCCCGGCCUCGCCCCAGCCCGGUGCUGGUACCAGCAUCGUGCGUUCCUACGCUGACCUCAAGGCGCGCGUGAACGUCGACGACCUCGAUCUCACACAACUCGAGAUAUACUUGUCCGAUGCCGAGUUUGCGACGGUGAUGGGCUGCUCGAAGGCCGAGUGGCCCAAGCUGCCCAAGUGGAAGCAGUCGGCCAAGAAGAAGGCCACCGAGCUCUUCUGA